AUGAAUCUCCUCAUCGGUGUCACCGCCAGCGUCGCUGCCAUCAAACUUGCAGAAGUGAAAGAGCGAUUGAAGGAACGGUGUGCCGAGUGCAACCUACACGUGGAAAUAAAAUACGUGGCGACCACUCUAGCAUAUAAUACUUUUUUGAAGCAGCUUGACUUUGGUGAGAAGGUUCUAUUGGAUAAAGACGAGUGGACAUGGGAGAAGAAGGGGGAUGCUAUUUUGCAUGUCGAGUUGAGGAAAUGGGCUGACCUGUUUGUCGUUUGCCCCAUGGAUGCGAACACACUGGCGUCGGUGUCUUCAGGGGCCUGCCCCAACCUGCUGACCUGCAUAUGCCGGUGCUGGGAUUUUAAGAAGCCCCUGGUCGUCUUCCCCUGCAUGAACACACACAUGUACGAACACCCCGUAACGCGGGAGCAGCUGAAGAGAAUAACGUCGUGGGGCGUGCAGGUGGUGGAACCCGUGGAGAAGCUCCUCGCGUGUGGAGACUACGGAAUAGGAGGCCUGCCCCCUGUGGAGGACGUGGUUGAAGAAAUUGUCGAGCAUAUAAAAAGGCACCACCUCAAGGUGGAAGAAAAAAAAAGAAAUUCACACACUACGUAG
Messenger RNA from Plasmodium fragile, 603 nucleotides. RefSeq lists its product as uncharacterized. The record is from RefSeq and is a predicted model, not a curated record. The transcript has 3 exons. Gene Ontology annotation, biological process: coenzyme A biosynthetic process. Gene Ontology annotation, cellular component: phosphopantothenoylcysteine decarboxylase complex. Gene Ontology annotation, molecular function: FMN binding; phosphopantothenoylcysteine decarboxylase activity. NCBI's taxonomy places the organism in Eukaryota, Apicomplexa, Aconoidasida, Haemosporida, Plasmodiidae. The coding region runs from base 1 to 603 and encodes 200 amino acids.